Symbiodinium sp. CCMP2456 is the source of this 1008-nucleotide messenger RNA. The record is from the annotation of a GenBank genome assembly. Lineage: Eukaryota; Dinophyceae; Suessiales; Symbiodiniaceae.
AUGGUUUCUCUGCUGAAGAGUGAGGCUGCGUUCGAAGCGAGAGCUAAGGAUUGCGGACUCCCAGGAGAAGAAAUUGAGCGGCUCAAGACUGCUGGCAUAGUGAACAUCUCGCUUCUGGCCUUUGCAACAAGCGCCCCAGGAACUCCUCCGAGCGAGGAUCAGCUGCGCAACCUUCUGAGGCCGUUGAAUCCCGAGAGCGUUGGGGUUGGCACGCUUGCAGCUCUUCGACAUUUGAUGUUCGAGUGCCAAACUUUGUGCUUGGCCCACGUCAAGGCUUCAGUAGAAGGAACCGACAAGAAAGUGGAGUUGGUGCCAGCAGAGCGGAGUGCCAGGAUUGCGUCGCAGAAGGCUCGGAUGCGUGGCCUAACGCUCUCUGGGCCUUUGGAGUGCUCCCACGGCUCAUAUGAUUACGUGGGACAGAUGCUCGAAAAGGACAGCCCCAUGUAUUUGGAGCCGCACCGCUUUGAUACUCGCGCUGCUGAAGUUGCUAGGGAGAAGCCGGGCAAGGAACUUGUCCUGGAUCAGAACAAGAUCUCAGUGAAGGAUCGAUCCGACCGCGGCAAAUGUGCCAUACAGGAUGCCCUCUCCUUGCAUCAAGCUCUCCAGACUGCCUCGGGGGCGCUUCCGCUUGAUGCAGCAAUUGCCGAUCUCAACAGAGACCCGACUGUUCUCUUCCACUUGCUCCCCUCUCGGGAGACCAAGGCUCCGGAGAGGCCUCAGCGAGAUCCUUCCAAGAAGGACGAUGACAAGAAGAGGAAGAUUAAUGAGAAGAAGAAGGUCAAACCUGAUUCCACCAAGGUUCAGAAAAGCGAAAUGCCAGAUGAACUUAGGUCGAUUCCCAACCUUCUGACUGUCUCCGAGUCAGGAGAGAAGUUUUGCUGGCCAUACAAUUGCGCGAAAGGAUGCAAAUUCGCGAAAGCAGGGAAAUCCUGCCGCAGAGGAAAGCACGCCUGCAUGCGCUGCGGAAAGAAUCACUCCUUGCAGGAAUGCAAGGAAAACAAGGAGUGA